CCUGACACGUGACAAGAUGAAAAGACUUGCAGUAGGGCCUCUAUCAGGGCGGCAGUCACACUCCGGCACAGCAACACACUUCAUUGGCCGGCCAGAACACUUAAGAAUUGUGCAGAGGCCUAAAUCCAACAUGCCGCCGGAAGCAGAAACCAGUCUGGGCUACAUUCCUCCUGACGGAGGCUGGGGCUGGGCCGUCGUCUUCGCGGCCUUUAUCUCCAUUGGAUUUGCUUACGCCUUUCCCAAGUCGCUCACCAUCUACUACAAGGAGAUUCAAGAAUAUUUUUCUGUUUCCUACAGCCAGAUUGCUUGGGUGUCCUCGGUCAUGCUUGCAUCAAUGUAUGCUGGAGGGCCCGUGAGCAGCAUUCUUGUGAAUCGCUAUGGCAGCAGACCCGUGGUCAUGGUUGGUGGGGUAAUGGUUGGCUGUGCUAUGGUGCUCGCCUCUUUUGGAACAACUAUCUUCCAUCUGUACCUCUGCGUUGGAGUAAUUGGAGGUUUUGGCCUUGCCUUCAACCUGCAGCCAGCUCUGACCAUCAUUGGAACAUACUUCCACAUGAAAAGGCCAAUGGCGAACGGGCUGGCGAUGACGGGAAGUCCAGUGUUUCUGUUCGCUCUGGCUCCUCUGAACCAGUAUCUCUUUGAUUCCUUUGGCUGGAGAGGAAGCUUUCUAAUCUUGGGAGCCAUUGUUUCGAACUGUUGCGUUGCUGGUUCUCUGAUGAGACCCGUCAACAAAAAAGUGCAACCGCAACUAAAAACUGAGCCGGAUGAGAGCAAUGAUGCAGAAAAAAUGCCUAUAGACAACCAAGCUGCAGAAAGCCUCGACGAGGGCAAGAAGAAGGGGUGUGUGCAGAAGUUCAUAGACGUCUCGCUCUUCAAACACAGGGGAUUCCUCAUUUAUAUCAUCGGUAAUGUGGUCAUGACCCUUGGCCUUUUUGCGCCUGUGGUCUUCUUAGCCCCGUAUGCCAAAAAUGAAGGCAUUGAUGAAUAUUCAGCAGCAUUCUUGCUCUCCAUUUUUGCCCUAGUAGACAUGUUUGCUCGACCAGCAACCGGCUUCAUCGGCAAUAUGAAGUGGAUACGACCAAGAAUCCAAUAUUUAUUCAGCUUUGCUGUAUCCUACAAUGGAGUAUGUCACCUUCUGUGCCCACUGGCGUCUGGAUAUGUGGGCCUUGUUAUCUAUGCCGUCUUUUUUGGGAUGGCAUUCGGGAUGGUGUGUUCUCUGCUCUUUGAGGCGUUGAUGGACCUAGUGGGUGCUCAUCGUUUCUCCAGUGCAGUUGGACUUGUCACCAUUAUCCAGUGCGGCCCGGUGCUUCUCGGCCCUCCACUUUCAGGAGCUCUAGUUGAUAUUUUUGGGGACUACAAGUACAUGUACUACAUGUGUGGUGUGUUUAUGCUGGCGCCAGGCAUGUUUUUCUUCAUAAUGCACUACUACAACUACAAGAAGCUGGACGAUGAGCAGCGGCAGCGGUUGGCUGCGGAAAAGAGGAAUUGCAAAGAGGCUGGCUAGUUUAAAAUGAAGCAGGAUGAAACACAUGGAUGACUUUUAUUUGUAGGAUUUCAUGUGAGUGAUAUUAGAAUGUAGUGAGGUGAUGCUUAUAGGUUUUCUUAUAGAACAUACCGUUAAGAGUUUUUUAAAAUUAAUAUUUUUUCCUACCUCAGAUUCGAAACUGCGGACUUUUUUAAAUUUCGACACAUAUCUGCAGAUGAACAUUUGUUGUCUCAGUAUUUGUGUGCAGUUUACUUUAAGCUCCAGUGACAAAACAUAUAAAUAAUACAAAGCCAUUGUGCCUGCAGCACUAAAAUUUGAAAUAUGUAUUGUAUUUAUUUUCUGACAAUUUUAACACUUUAAAUGCACAUGACUAAAUGACUGCACCAGUAUUAUACAAAGAGAAGUAUGCAUUUAGUAAACCAAAACAAACUAAAAGAAUCCAAUAAAAAGACCUUAAAAUAGG
Nerophis ophidion (straightnose pipefish) is the source of this 1946-nucleotide messenger RNA. RefSeq names its product monocarboxylate transporter 2-like. Gene Ontology annotation, molecular function: monocarboxylic acid transmembrane transporter activity. Gene Ontology annotation, cellular component: membrane. The coding region runs from base 17 to 1501 and encodes 494 amino acids. The transcript is spliced from 5 exons. Gene Ontology annotation, biological process: monocarboxylic acid transport; transmembrane transport. Lineage: Eukaryota; Metazoa; Chordata; Actinopteri; Syngnathiformes; Syngnathidae. The record is from RefSeq and is a predicted model, not a curated record.